GAGGAGAAGAAUGAAAUGGAAUGUGCACUCAAAAAGAAAAUCGCCACGUAUGAUGUUGAAAUACAGAAUCUGUAUGAAGAGAUGGAACAACAGAUAAAAUCAGAAAAGGAACAAUUUCUCUUGCAAGACACUGAGCGAUAUCAAACUCGCAGCCAUGAUCUGGAGGAGAAGCUGCUGAACAAAGAGCAGGAAUUGGACCAUCUCAUCCACAAGCAGAAGAGGCUGGAGACACAAUGUACAGAACUUAAUAAUGACAAGUAUGAAACGAAAGCAGAGAAUGAAAAGCUCAAGCUGACAAACAAAGAGAUGAGACGAGACCUGGAACGG
This is a messenger RNA of Staurois parvus, 327 nucleotides long. The record is from the annotation of a GenBank genome assembly. NCBI's taxonomy places the organism in Eukaryota, Metazoa, Chordata, Amphibia, Anura, Ranidae.